AUGGAUGCUGGUACACCAACUAUCACUACUACUGAGGAGAUUGUCUCCACUAUUGCUCGACAUUUUGAUCAGAACGCGAUUGCACUACUUCUGGACCAUCAAGGAGAUCAGAUCACUAUCACCGAGAAGGUAGUUAAGGCUGCCGCUGGAAACUGGAGGAACGGUAGGGAGGUGAUGGCCUUGCUUCUGGACCGUCGAGGUGAUCAGAUCACUAUCACUGAGGAGGUUGUCAAAGCUGCAGCUGGAAACGAGCGGAAUGGCAAGGAGGUGAUGACCUUGCUUCUAGACCGUCGAGGGGUCAAGGCUGCCGCUGGAAACAAGGAGAAGGGCAAGGAGGUUAUCACCCUACUUCUGGACCGUCGAGGAGACUAG
This is a messenger RNA of Penicillium argentinense, 372 nucleotides long. RefSeq lists its product as uncharacterized. The transcript has 2 exons. The coding region runs from base 1 to 372 and encodes 123 amino acids. NCBI's taxonomy places the organism in Eukaryota, Fungi, Ascomycota, Eurotiomycetes, Eurotiales, Aspergillaceae. The record is from RefSeq and is a predicted model, not a curated record.